Molecule: messenger RNA, 2175 nt
Organism: Olea europaea var. sylvestris
Lineage: Eukaryota; Viridiplantae; Streptophyta; Magnoliopsida; Lamiales; Oleaceae
Product: ABC transporter D family member 2, chloroplastic-like
Exons: 8
Coding region: 70-2037 (655 amino acids)
Biological process (GO): transmembrane transport
Cellular component (GO): membrane
Molecular function (GO): ATP binding; ABC-type transporter activity; ATP hydrolysis activity
Source: RefSeq, a predicted model, not a curated record
UUUCUUCUUGUGAAUUUCCUGAAACUGAAACGCCACGAAGAGGAGGAAAUAGGCGUUUGAUUUUCUGCUAUGUCGAGCAAAAUGAUAGGUGGUGUAGAAUCCCCAGUACAGAUCCCAGCAACCUUCAAUCAAGCUCAAGUUUUCUCAUCUGCAAGUAGCAUCAUUAUCAGUAGAAAAAUUAGUUGCUCCAAUCGGAACAAGAAUCAGAAUCAUAAUUUUUGCCGUUUCACGUUAAGGCCUCAUUAUGCUUCAUUUUUAACGAGGAAAAAUCCUAAUCCCACUUCAUUUACAGCUUUUGUUAGUAAUUCUUCUUUCGACGCCGCUCAACCACCACCUCCAGACUCUAAACCAAAUCAGGGGGACGAUGCACCUAGAAAGGUACCAGAUGUUCAAACGCUGGUGAAGAGGUUCUGGAAAGUGGCUGCUCCAUAUUGGUUUUCAGAUGAUAAAACCCAGGCGAGAUGGCGGCUAGCUACUGUUUUUGCCCUUACUUUAGGAACCACUGGAAUCAGUGUUACCUUCAAUUUUCUCGGCCGUGACUUUUAUAAUGCCCUUGCAGACAAGGAUCAAGCACGGUUUACCACGCAACUGUUGUACUAUCUUGUUGGUUUUGCUGGUGGAAUUCCGGUAUUUGUUCUGAGAGAUUAUGCAAAAGAUACUCUUUCUUUGCGAUGGAGAUCUUGGAUGACAAGCUAUUACAUGGAUCGCUAUCUAAAGAAUCGGACAUUUUACAAAAUACAAUCUCAAUCAAUUAUUGAUAACCCUGAUCAACGGAUUGUUGAUGAUUUAAGUUCCUUCACGGGAACGGCUCUUGCAUUUUCAUUGACACUCUUCAAUGCUACCGUGGACUUGAUAUCUUUUAGUAAUAUCUUAUAUGGUAUAUAUCCACCUCUUUUUAUUGUCCUUCUGGCAUACUCGCUUGGUGGAACAGCGAUCAGUGUCUUCCUUGGGAGGGGAUUGGUUACUCUGAACUUCUUGCAAGAGAAAAAAGAAGCCGAUUUCCGUUAUGGACUAGUGCGUGUUAGGGAAAAUGCUGAAUCCAUUGCAUUUUAUGGUGGUGAGGAAAAUGAGAUGCAACUCCUGCUGCAGCGGUUCAGAAGCGCAUUUGAAAAUCUCUCUAAAUUGUUGAUAUCUUCCAGAAAUCUGGAGUUCUUCACCAGUGGCUACCGAUACUUGAUCCAGAUUCUUCCCGCUGCAGUUGUUGCACCCAUGUAUUUCUCCGGAAAAAUUGAAUUUGGAGUAAUCAAUCAGUCUGUUUCUGCUUUUAAUCACAUUCUCGGAGAUUUUUCUCUCAUUGUGUACCAAUUUCAGGCUAUCAGUGCCUUUUCUGCUGUCAUUGACCGACUAGGUGAAUUUGAUGAUGUAUUAAGUAGUGACACCAGAAAUGAUGGCGAAUCCAUGGAAGAAAUUGAGCGUGAGUACUGCAGUACAAACAGUUUUAGUGCAUUGAAUUCUAAUGGAUCGAUGCCACUUGCUGUAAGUGUGAAAUUACUAAGCAUUGAGCAUUUGACUUUAUUAACUCCAAGCAAAGCAACUCUUAUCAAGGACUUGUCAUUGGAGAUUUGUGAGAAGGAGAACCUGCUGGUUACAGGGCCAAGUGGAAGUGGUAAAACUUCAUUAUUGAGAGCCAUAGCUGGGCUCUGGAAUUUUGGACGGGGAACAAUCACAUUCUAUAACAAAAAUGCAAGGAGUCCCAAGCCAUGUGUUUCCACAGGCAUGGAUUCUGGUGAAGUAACUUCUGUGAGUGAGACCAAUCCAGAUCACAAUAGACACAGAGAGAGAAAUUCAAGUGUACUUUUCCUUCCUCAAAAACCAUACAUGGUUUUAGGGAAUCUUCGUCAACAAUUGCUUUAUCCUACUUGGAGUGAAGAUCCGACUUCUGUGUCAGAUAGUAAUAAACCAACUGGUAUGACAUGUUUUGAUCUUGUUACCAUGUAUUUAAUACUUUCUCUCACAACGUGUCUGAAACAAGAUUUAUUGCCAGUCAAAGCUACUUGUGAAUGUAGAGCACUCAUCCAUAUAAUUACUUGGCAAUGACUUUGGUUUGUGAUUAUUCGUUAAUGCAUAUGCUAUGCUUUUAAUCAAUGGACAAUUAAUAAAAAAUAUAUCAAUUCUAUACCUGAAUUUUUAGGGGUUUAUAUUCGAAAUAAACUAAUAUGGAUUAUUGUUUUACUA